This is a messenger RNA of Drosophila ficusphila, 2188 nucleotides long. RefSeq lists its product as uncharacterized. The transcript has 5 exons. The record is from RefSeq and is a predicted model, not a curated record. Lineage: Eukaryota; Metazoa; Arthropoda; Insecta; Diptera; Drosophilidae. The coding region runs from base 561 to 2117 and encodes 518 amino acids.
GUCAAGGAUACGCCGUUCAGUUAUUUGUUGUGCAACGUUGUUCCUGGCAACGACGAGUCAUCGAGCAGGAAGGACCUGUGCCGUGUGGAGAAUUUGAAUGCGGAAUCGAACCGAACAGAGCGAACGGAGCGAAAGGCUUUUUUCAGUGCCAGGCUCGAAUCGAGUGCUAGCGACAGGGAUAGCAACAUUAGCACCUGUCUAGAUCUAGAAACAUUUUUAUAUAUAUCCCACCGUACAUUAUCCGGCCGGUAGGCGGCAGCGCAGUCAGCGCCGACUGCGACGUCGACGUCGCUGCCUAGCUCACCUUACAUAGCCGCAAAUUCAAAUUUGAACUUCAGUCAAGUGUCAAAGCUCAAAGGAUUAGCAUGUCCUUGCAGCUGCAGCAUGUGUGAAACAGUGAAGCUCGCUCAAAACUACAAUUCUCAGAGCCAAAUCAUACACCAAGUUGUCAAAAACUAAAGAAAGCACGAGAGGAUCACCCGGAAAAGUGUAAUAUUGCUGCCGCAUUUGCAGAAAACAUCAAGAGUGCCAAUUAGCGAAAGAGGUUUUUCAAAAGGAAUAUGGCGCCGCAACAACAGAACUCCACAUUCAUCGAUGAUAAUAAUCUGGACAGCUGUCCAUCGCUGUUGGAUCUACCCGAAAGCCCCAUUCUUCCGCCGCGACGAUGUCAAAAUCAAGACACCAACAAUAAUAAUAAUAAGCAGGCUGCAUUCGAGGAGCGUUUGGUGGACGAUUCGGUGGGGGAGCCACCAUUAGCACCACCCGUAGCACCACCCGUGGCACCACCAAUGCCCAAAGCACCGGCAACUCGGCAAGCAUGCAAAAAUAAACACGGCAGGGAAAACGGAAACGUUGGCCAGGCCAGUCGACGCCACCGUUCCAUUUCCCUCUACGGCGUUAAUAGCACUGUGGAACAAGGCCACAAGGAAAUCCCCAUCUGGAUGGACGAUGGCGAGGCGCGUUACGUAUCGGGAGUGACGAAUAAAACGACCUGCGAUGACAUAAUCAAGGCCCUGAUUGAUGACGAACUGAACAAUGCUAAUAAUCCAAAAGAUGGCGGCCAGAGGAAUACGGCGGCAGCAUCGCGUGACUACGGCGAUUACAUUAUAACGGAAAGUUGGGGCGGCAUAGAGCGGAGCUACGAUGGCAACAUGGCCAUUUUGCCCGUUUGGCGCGCUUGGAGCCGUGUACACAAUGAGCUCCGCCUAUCGUUGAAACAUCGUGAUAACUUUAGAGAUCCUUUGGCCAUGCAACUAAUACCACAUACUCAAUCGACCAAUACUUUUUCGAUGAUCAAGUGGCUCAAAAAACUACUUCAUCUUAAGAAAGACAAGAAGGUUAUGCCAAAACCCACAAAAACUCCUCCCAAAGUGCCCAAUAAAUUGAAAGAAAGAUGUGUGCCAGACAAAAAGCGAUCGAUUCCGAAUGAUUUAGUACUGGUUAUAAUGCCAGAUCAGCUAUAUAGGGGCAAUGAAAAUGCCGCCAAAUCCAAGCUAUUUAAACUGGCCGAAAAUCGAGUUUCCAAGCAACGACGUCGAAGGCGAAGUCGUCAUGAAAUAACCAAAGCUUCAAUCGAAACAUUUAGAACAGCAAUUCCCAGCGAAUGUAACAACAAUUACUAUAAUAACGCUAAUAAUUGCAUAAAGAGGCGAAAGGAUAAACCGUUGCGUAACAGUGUUCGAAACAAAUUGGCAGCCCUUCAUGCCGAUAUGAAUUUCCGGUACGAAAAGGAAUAUGCACUAACUCGUCAGUUAUCGGAAAAGUGUCGACUAUAUCGAUUGCAAAACGAACGGUACAAAAGACCGGAAAUGGAGUUAUCGGUUGGGCAAUUGCAAGAAAACAUCGAAGCUUAUGCCGAGGACAUUAUUAAAACAGAACACGAACUCCUUGAACUGAAGAACGAGAUAAAACACGAUAUCUCACUUAUUAAUAAUUUAAAACGACUGACUUUGGAACAAACGGAGGCAGACACUGCCAGUAAAAGGGGCGUUGCAAAACUGCCUCAACCCUCACCAGAAAUUAAAAUUACCCCUCACGUUGCUAAAAGUUCGCAGGAAAUGCAGUUUGUUGAUAAUAUUUACGAGUUUUGCGAUAAUAAUGCCAGUAUGCUGGUUUAAUUGUAAAUAGUUGUAAUUUGUUAAGUUUUCUACCGAAUAAAUAUACAUUUUUUAUAAAAGCAAAAAUAUGA